Molecule: messenger RNA, 1722 nt
Organism: Didymosphaeria variabile
Lineage: Eukaryota; Fungi; Ascomycota; Dothideomycetes; Pleosporales; Didymosphaeriaceae
Exons: 4
Coding region: 1-1722 (573 amino acids)
Biological process (GO): protein neddylation
Cellular component (GO): cytoplasm
Molecular function (GO): NEDD8 activating enzyme activity
Source: RefSeq, a predicted model, not a curated record
AUGGCUGCGGUGCCUGGAGCUGCGGGAACCUUAAGUGCCGCCGACAUUCUCUCUUCAACGCUUUAUACCCAACCGUACGACCGCCAGUUGCGCCUGUGGGGAGCUACUGGGCAGAUUGCCCUCGAAAACUCGCACAUACUCCUCAUAAAUUCUGGUCCAGGCGUUGUCGGCCUAGAGACGCUGAAGAAUUUGGUGCUUCCUGGCGCCGGCAACUUUACGAUACAAGAUUCAGCUGUGGUGGACGAGGCAGACUUGGGCAUAAACUUCUUCUUAGAAGAGUCGCAUCUAGGUGGCUUUCGCGCAGAGCAUACAUGUAAUCUGCUGAAGGAGCUCAACCCAGACGUGCAAGGCAACUUCAUAACUGAGCCCGUCGAAUCAUGGCUCAGCCAAGCCGACGCACUCAAACCAUACACCCUCAUCCUUGCGACCGCUCCCAUCCGACCCGAACUCCUCACCAAGCUCACCGCACACGCCGACCAAGCACUCGUCCCACUCUUCUACGUACACUCCGUAGGCUUCUACUCGCACUUCUCCGUACACCUACCACCAGCCUUCCCUAUCGUAGACACACACCCGAGCCCCGAGACCACAGCCGACCUACGGCUGCUGAAGCCGUGGCCGGAGUUACUCGAAUACGCAAAAGAGAAGACGAAGGACAUGGAAAACAUGGCCGCCGACGAUCACGGCCACAUACCGUACAUCGCCAUCUUAUUGCAUUGCUUAGAAGAGUGGAAGAAGGAACAUAACGGCGAGGCGCCAAAGAAUUACAAGGACAAGACCGCCUUUCGCGACCUCGUGAAGAAGGCAACACAAACAGACAACCCCGAAGGCGGAGAAGAGAACUUCGAGGAAGCCGUGUCAGCAGUCCUCAAAUCUCUCAACCCUCCAGAGCCAAGCAGUACCGUCAAGGACAUCUUCAAGGCCCCAGAGUGCGUCAUAAUACGCGAGAAUUCGGCGCCCUUCUGGGUCAUCGCACAUGCGAUCGGUCUCUUCUACACAAAGUACGGCGUGUUGCCAGUGCCGGGCGCGGUGCCGGAUAUGAAGGCGCGAUCGGCAGACUACAUCCAGCUGCAGAAUGUAUACAAGUCGAAAGCACGGAAAGAUCUCGCAGAGGUGCUAGAGAGCGUGCGGUUCCUGGAGCGCAAUGCAAAUAUGAGCACACACAUCGAGGAGAAGGACGUAGAAGCUUUCUGCAAGAACGCAGCGCAUAUCAAGCUUGUUCGAGGGCGGCCGUUCCACAUCGUGCCAGCGGAGGGGGACUUGAAGUUCGGAUCGAACGCCAAAUCGCUAGCACAAAAGCUCACCUUUCCCGACGCUCUUAUCCCCAUAUACAUCGCCUUCCUCGCCUGGGACAAAUUUACCGCAACGCACACCCUCGACGGCCUCGCGGGCGCUCCCAGACCCCCUGGUUCCUCCGACGCAGAAGUCGAAUCUGACACUGAGAAGGUGACCAGUAUUGCGCUCAAGCUCAUUGAUAGCUUGGUCAAAGAGGCGAAGUACACGAUAGACGAGGAGGAGUACGAUACCAUCAGGACGCAGAUCGGCGAGCUAGCGCAAGAGCUCGUGCGAGCGGGAGGCGGCGAGUUACACAAUAUCGGCGCACUGACGGGUGGCAUUGUAAGCCAGGAGGUUAUCAAGGUCAUUACCGAGCAGUACGUGCCCGUGGACAACACGUGUGUGUUCGAUGGCGUGAGGAGUAAGUCGAGUGUGUUUAAGGUAUAG